Molecule: messenger RNA, 881 nt
Organism: Nematolebias whitei (Rio pearlfish)
Lineage: Eukaryota; Metazoa; Chordata; Actinopteri; Cyprinodontiformes; Rivulidae
Gene: tmem38b
Product: transmembrane protein 38B
Exons: 5
Coding region: 192-881 (229 amino acids)
Biological process (GO): potassium ion transmembrane transport
Cellular component (GO): membrane
Molecular function (GO): identical protein binding; potassium channel activity
Source: RefSeq, a predicted model, not a curated record
CACGUUGAAGCAGCCAGCUGUGAGCAGCUCUAGCUGGGCUCAGACACAGCUGUUGUGCCCCCCUCCUUCGGCUUGAGUGGGACUUCACAGGAUGAAAGCCAAGUGUUCGGCCUGAUGCUGCACUGUUGGACUUUUCUCUGCUUUGGGCUGAACUAGCAAAAAGCUCACUGCGGUCGAGCAGCGAGACAAUAAUGGAGCUGCUCGGGAUGUUUGACGAGCUGUCCCACGGACUGGCAGACUUGCCAAUGUUUCCUUACUUUGAGAUGGCGCACUACAUCGUGUCAGUCAUGGCUCUGAGGGAGCAGCCAGGAGCUCUGGAGGUGUCCAGGGUCAGCCCCUUGGCCUGCUGGUUCAGCUCCAUGCUCUACUGUUUCGGGGGCAGCGUGCUGUCGGGGAUCAUGCUGGCAGAGCCACCGGUGGCACCUUUGUCCAACGGACCUGUUAUUCUGCUCGCUUCACUCGUCUGGUACCUCGUCUUUUAUAGCCCCAUGGAUAUGGUGUACUCCUGCACCGCCCUGCCGCCCAUCAGGGUGGUGCUGUCAGGCCUGAAGGAGGUGACCAGGACGGGGAAGGUCCUUGGAGGCGUCACGAUGGCUCACAAUAAAUACAAAGACAGCCUGCUGGUGAUGAUCGCCAUUGGCUGGGCGAGAGGUGCUGGAGGCGGUCUCAUCAGUAAUUUUGAGCAGCUUGUUCGAGGUGUAUGGAAGCCAGAAACAAAUGAGCUCCUCAAAAUGUCUUACCCCACGAAGAUCACCCUGCUGGGAGCGGUGCUCUUCACUCUGCAGCAGACCCACUACCUGCCCCUGCAGAGACACCACCUGAUGCUCCUCUACACCCUUUUCAUCGUUGUCAACAAGGUAGGCAUCAGACACUCGGUGUGA